CAAACAACAUGGCCUCGAAGAAAACCGUGAAGCUGUUUUAUGACGUUAUUUCACCGUAUUCAUGGAUUGCAUUUGAGGUUCUGAUUCGAUACAAACAGAAAUGGAACAUGAAGCUGGUGCUCAAACCGAUGUUCCUGGGAGGUGUCAUGCAAGCAGCAGAUAAUACACCACCAGCAUUUGUUCCCAGUAAAGGUACCUACAUGUUCCAAGACUUGCAUCGACUGGGAAAACAUUUCAAAGUGCCUAUAAAGAUUCCAAAAAAUCCAGCUGAAGUGUUGUUUCAGAAGGGAUCGCUACAGGCAAUGAGAUUUGUCACAGCGGUGGAUGUCAGUUUCCCGGAAAGCACAGAGAAUCUCUCAAGGGAGUUGUGGUUGAGAAUUUGGAGCAGGGAUGAAGAUAUCACCCAGCCUGACAGUCUUGUGCAGGCUGCAAAAGCAUCUGGACUAAACGAAGCUGUGAUCACAGAUGCUUUACUGAAGAUGAAAGACAAUUCAAUAAAGGACAAACUCAAAGCAAUAACAACAGAGGCUCUAGAACAUGGGGCAUUUGGCGCCCCGACAAUCGUUGCUGAGGUGAACAACACAGAUCAGAUGUUGUUUGGUUCAGACCGGUUUCAUAUACUUGCUGACUUGCUAGGUGAGCAGUAUGUUGGACCAUUAACGGAGCUGGCAAAGUCGAAACUGUAAGACAGUCUUCCAAGAUCAACAUAUCUACAGUUUCUCUAUGUGCUUUAACUUUCUUGUUAUCAGGAUAGUUUACACCAGCAGAGCAAUGUUCGAGUCUCACAGAGAACAGAUCCUUGUAGCACAUUGACGUACUGUAAAUCUUCAACCUUUUCAACCACAAAAGCCUUUUUUUGAGUGGAUUCUAUGUGCUUGUAAUUAGUACGAAAAUGAUGCUAAAAAUGAUUUGCUUGGGUCAUUAAACAUCACCAAGACUGUGCAAAUUAUUUCUCUACACCCCAUAGUUUUCUCAGAAAGUUUCAAAAUAUUGGUUUCAGAGGCUGUUGGAAAGGUUGAAGAAUUGGGGUAGCCUUUUUAUGAUUGUGUAUUAUGGAUAAACUUGUUCCAUUGUCGCGAGCUGGAGUUAUUUGUUAACCCUCCUUUGUUGUGGAGUAUUUCUGUUUCAUAGCUCAGUCUGCAACGGGGAUGAGGUGACCACAGGAAGUUAUAUCAUCGCUUUCCGAGAUGUGAGACUUUGACCCUGCUUACAGAUAUUAAGCCUGUCAAGUGAUCAGUUUAUUAAAUACAGUGGGGUUUUUUUGGGGGGUUUUUUUGUUGUUUUGAAGUGGCGACCUCACAAAAGGGUUUGUGUCAUUAAAAUCAUGUAGUUUUGCUGAUCUAAAUAAAAUAAAUAAAUAAAUACAUAAAUUAUGUCAUCAUCAGGUUACGUCAUUCAACAUGAAUUCCCAGGAACAAAAUGUCUUAGUUUCCACUAUUGCACACACUAUGCAUCAUUUACCUGUACUGUAUACCUCAUGUCAAAUUUACUCUUUUGACCUUUGUUCUGUAAUGUCUGAUAAAGGCACCUGUAUUAACAUUGUUGAGGGAUGAAUAACACUUGAGGAAAACUUACGCCUUCAUGCAGGCAACAAUAUGAAAACCUAUACAUCCACCAUUACCAUUUAUUAUUUGUACUUAUGCAUGAUGACAGUAAUGGUGCUGGUAGUUAAUUAAAAAUGUUUUUUUCAUAGCAUAUGAAAAUGACUCCUAUUGAUUAAUUUGAUAACUGAAUAAAGCUGUGAUUAGCUUUUAUGUGUUAAUUACAUUUGCGUAUGUAGAUCCCGCUGAAAUUCUAUAUAAGUUUUGCUGUUUUAUUUCCAUGUAUAUAUACAUAUAUACUUGUAUGUACCUCAGAUUAGCUUGAUUUACCCAUAUGAUAAUUCUCAUAAUUUUUUUAAUGUAUUGCCACCGAAAUUUUUUGAUUUCUCGCAUUUUUAUUAAAGAAAAAAAUUGUAUAAUCCAAAGAUAAACUACAUGUACCGCAUAUAUCAAAUGUUGUGUGCUUUUUUUUCUGAUUUUUCUACAUGAAAAUUUUCUUUAUGUUUCCUGUGUUCAGCUCAUUUAAUAUACAUGUAGUAUGCAUAGAAUGAGUUCUUAAAGUGUUAAGAUGUAUUAAUAAGGAUUUCUUGUGCUUCGUAAAGUUUUUUCUGUGCUUAUAAUGCAGAAAUAUUGACAAUAUGUUAUUCAAUAAAAGCAUUCAGGUUUGAAUUACUGUAAAAUUUUCCAUCAUAUUUCAUGUUUGAUAUUAUGCUGUAAUAAUUGAUCAGUAUUUGGUACAUAAUUUAAUUUUUAAUAAAAAGGAAAGAAGCAACA
Liolophura sinensis is the source of this 2315-nucleotide messenger RNA. RefSeq names its product glutathione S-transferase kappa 1-like. Gene Ontology annotation, biological process: glutathione metabolic process. Bases 9 to 686 code for a protein of 225 amino acids. The record is from RefSeq and is a predicted model, not a curated record. Gene Ontology annotation, cellular component: mitochondrion; peroxisome. The transcript is spliced from 8 exons. Gene Ontology annotation, molecular function: glutathione peroxidase activity; glutathione transferase activity. Lineage: Eukaryota; Metazoa; Mollusca; Polyplacophora; Chitonida; Chitonidae.